AGCGCGUGAGCCGGGAGAUUCGACUCCUGACCUGAGUGUUUACUGUCAUAUGAACCGCAAAUAAUUUACGAACCCACAAAAAUUGGAUCCUCUAAAUUCAGCCUUUGCUAACCAUGUGGUUACACAUUGGGAUUAUCCGGAGGUGGACCAAGUGCUGUUAACUAUGGAGGCCAUGGAGGUAGACUCGCCUGUGGUCCCUCCAGUUGCUGGUGCUGCGGUUGCAGCUGUUGCUGAGCCUGAGGAUGUUGACGCCCCUCUAGCCAUCUCAGACUCUGGAAGCAGCACUGAGGUAGAUGAGGAUGAAGAUGAUGGUGCUGGAGCCCAGCAGGUGGUUCAGGCUCCUUUCAGGCUUCCUGCCACCUGGGCCUUCAGUCAGAGGGCCAUAGAUGGAGUCCCAGCUGUGCCUUCAGUAACCCAGGGGGUAUCAAUGCGGAGGUCACUCAGACAGGGUCUCAGAGUCCAUUACCCCAGCCAGACUGCAGCACCUUCCAGAGGACUUCCAGACUUCCUUCUCCGAGCUCCAGCUGCCAGUACAACUCAGCCAGAGUCCGGCAGCACCACUGAGGCCAGUGAGUCCGAGUCUGAGGAGGAAACAGCAGAAAGCACAGCUGCCGGGGCAGAGGCCUCACUACAUUUACCUUCUGCCGCUCUUAUUCCUAAUGCUCCCACUGAGCAGUCUCAACCAGAAGCAGCAGCAGCAGCUCCCAGUCGUACCGAAGCUGUUUCUGCAGCAGCAAACGAGGCCGGGGGCGAUGCUCAAAUCCAGGACCUCCAGCUGACUCCUGCAGCCCCGUCUUCAUCCCAGCAAAGCCGCAGUGGCGACAGCGAAGGCGAAAUGUGCUCCAUCUGCUUUGAGGUGUGGACCACAGCAGGCGAACACCGGCUCUCUGCUCUGCGCUGCGGACACCUCUUCGGCAACACGUGCAUCAAGCGCUGGCUCAAGGCUCAGGGCUCGGCUGCUAAAUGUCCACAGUGCAACAAGAAAGCAAAGCAUUCAGACAUUGUGCUGCUGUACGCUCCAAAGCUGAGAGCCCUGGACAACUCUGAGCAGGAGAGCCUGAAGAGGUCUUUGGAGCAGGAGCAGUCUCUGAGGAGAAAAGCUGAACUGGAGUCAGCAGAAUACAAACUCAAGCUUCAGGUUGUCACCAGCAAAUUUGGACAGGCACAGCAAGAGCUGCAGGAGCUGAAGGCCUUGAUGGCCCAAACUGGAAGAAGCUCGGCUCCACACUCUUCGUCGUCGUCCUCCUCCUCAUCCUCCUCCUCCAUGUCUCCGAGGACAGACGGCUCCAGGACAGCUCAGUACAGCUUCUCUAAGGCGGUGCUGGUGUCUCAGACAGGCGGCUGCAGAGUUCUGUCCUACUGUGAACCUCUGUGCUGCCUGCUGGCCUCACAGCCCUCCCCUCACUCUACACUAGUGCCUGGUUGUGGGGUGAAGAAGGUGAGCUUGGUUAACAUGAAAGCCAGUCAGUACGUUCCCAUCCACAGCAAACAGAUAAGAGGUCUGUCAUUCAGCAGAGAGAACAACAGCCUGCUGCUAUCUGCUGCGCUGGACAACACUGUUAAACUGACCAGCUUGCUAACCAACACGGUGGUUCAGACCUAUAAGACGGAUAAACCUGUGUGGAGCUGCUGCUGGUCUUUGGACAACAGCAACCACAUCUACGCAGGUCUGAGCAACGGCUCCGUGCUCGUUUACGACACCAGGGACACCAGCACGCACGUUCAUGAGCUGGAACCUCUUCGCUCCAGGUGCCCAGUGGCGUCGUUGUGCUACGUCCCACGCAUGGCGUCCAGCUCUUUCCCCUGUGGUGGGCUGAUUGCUGGCUCACUUGAGGGUGCUUGUUUCUGGGAGCAGGAGAGUGAGACCACUUUCAGACCCCACAUUCUGCCUUUAGAGAGUGGCAGUUGCACAGACAUCCAGGUGGAGACUGAGAGCAGACACUGUCUGGUCACAUACCGGCCAGGACGCUCCCAUCAGACUCUACGAUGCGUCCUGAUGGCGCUGACUCGCGCGCCUCAGCUGGACUCCAGUCAGCUGCCCAGCUGCUCUUGCUCCCCUGUGCAGACAUUCAGCGCUGGGUCAUCCUGCAAACUGCUGACCAAGAACACCAUCUUCAGGCAUCCUGAGGGCCGUGGGAUGUUGGUAUGUGCUGGGGAUGAGGCCUCCAACUCCACCAUGGUGUGGGAUGCAGGAAGUGGCUCUCUGCUUCAGAAGCUUCCAGCUGACCUACCAGUGUUGGACAUCAGUCCCUUCUCUGCGAAUGGAGAGAACUUUCUGGCCUCUCUCACAGAGAAGAUGGUGAAACUUUACAAAUGGGAGUAAAUGAAUUUGUUCCAGUCACAGUCAGACCAUAAGGAAAGUGAAAUGUUGGACAUUAUAUGCUGCUAAAUAUUUAUAACAGAUUAUUGGCUGAGUUGAGUCAGAUUACCUUCGCUGUUCCUUUUCUUUUUCCAGCCAAAAUUGCAGAUUUAUGUUGGUGUGAUAAGGUUGUGUUUACAUACCAGGUUGUAUGAAAGCAGUGCACACUACCUCCAGUGAGUCUCCUCCAGAGUUCUGUUGAAGCUCCUCAGCCACAGAUCACGUUCUUCUGUUCUUGUUCUGAUGAAAGUCAAAGCUUUGAGAAAACAUUUUGUCCUGCGGUUCUAGAAAUUAUGCAGAUUACUGACAAACCCAUUAGAUACAUUACUUGUUAGCAACUAGCAUCAAAAUCAGAAACGUGUCCAUCACAGUUGACAUCAACUUCACCGUCUCUCUUUCAGUUGAUCUAUCCAAGAAAUCUCAGAAGUAUAAUGGCUGCUCUGAUUAUGACACCCACUGCUGGAUUAGAAAUAUAAUUCAGUUGCUUAAUUAUACUCAUAAUAAAAUAUGAAAUCAGUUCACUUAAAUUGAAAGUGAGCACCAGAUUUGGUAAAUUUUAAUAAUAUCUGUUCAGGUUUUUUAACCUGAUGUAAAACUUUGUCAGUUUAUGGUCAAAAUCUCUCUAAAACCAGAGAUCUUGAUGUUUACUCCAACAUUUAAACAGAACCAAGACAUAAAGACCUGGGGCUGGAGGUGUUAGCUCAUAGUGCCACUUCAAACCGGAAGAAGAGGAAAAAAUAAGUCGAAUGUCCAUUUUUCCCAGAAACUGUGAUCACCAUCUGAUUGUAUCUGAUUGUAUUAUAUGGUCAAAUUGUAUGGUAUGUAUGUAUGUAUGUAUGUAUGUAUGUAUGUAUGUAUGUAUCACUCAUUCCUAACUGGAUAACCUGAGAGUCGUGGCAAAGGUCUGCUGUUUUACACACGUUCAUCACACAGAAACUUCAAGUGCCAAAGGAAUUCCACUCUUAUAAAUCAAACUUCUAUUUUUAAGGAAAGUUACAUGUAUAUUUCUUACUAGCUGUUUGUGUACAACUUCAGAGUUAAUAAAAAAGCAUUUUCUUUUUUUUUA
Molecule: messenger RNA, 3425 nt
Organism: Poeciliopsis prolifica (blackstripe livebearer)
Lineage: Eukaryota; Metazoa; Chordata; Actinopteri; Cyprinodontiformes; Poeciliidae
Gene: rfwd3
Product: ring finger and WD repeat domain 3
Exons: 13
Coding region: 164-2323 (719 amino acids)
Biological process (GO): double-strand break repair via homologous recombination; interstrand cross-link repair; protein ubiquitination
Cellular component (GO): nucleus; site of double-strand break
Molecular function (GO): protein binding; ubiquitin protein ligase activity
Source: RefSeq, a predicted model, not a curated record